This is a messenger RNA of Tupaia belangeri chinensis (Chinese tree shrew), 2742 nucleotides long. RefSeq names its product vomeronasal type-2 receptor 1. Gene Ontology annotation, molecular function: olfactory receptor activity; G protein-coupled receptor activity. Bases 1 to 2742 code for a protein of 913 amino acids. The record is from RefSeq and is a predicted model, not a curated record. The transcript has 6 exons. Gene Ontology annotation, biological process: G protein-coupled receptor signaling pathway. Gene Ontology annotation, cellular component: plasma membrane. NCBI's taxonomy places the organism in Eukaryota, Metazoa, Chordata, Mammalia, Scandentia, Tupaiidae.
AUGGCCAACAGAAAGAAAUAUUUGCUUCCAGGAUUUCUUAUAUUUGUAUGGGUCCGAUUGGGCACUGAAGGCCAAGAACAGAAUAAAGAACAGACCUGCCGGUUACUAGGCAAGUUUGAUUUGAAUGGGUAUGUAGAGGCCAAAGACCAUACACUUGUUAUUGGAGGAGUGUUUCCUGUUCACUCCAGGACCAUCCCAGCAAAUGAGUCUAUCCUGGAGCCGGUAUCAGCAAAAUGUGAAGGGUUUAACUUUCGGGGAUUCCGCUGGCUGAAAGCCAUGAUCCACACGCUCAAAGAGAUUAACAAGAGGAAGGAUAUUUUGCCCAACAUCACUUUGGGCUAUCAGAUCUUUGAUAGCUGUUACACCAUCUCCAAAGCAAUGGAAUCGGCUUUGGUUUUCCUUACAGGGCAGGAAGAAACCAAGCCCAAUUUCAGAAACAGUACCGGAGUCUAUCUGGCAGGAAUUGUUGGGUCAGGUGGAUCGUCCUUAUCAGUUGCUGCUUCCAGAGUUCUAGGGUUGUAUUAUAUACCGCAGGUGGGCUAUGCCUCUACCACCUCACUUCUUAGUGACAAAUACCAGUUUCCUUCUUAUCUUCGAGUAAUUCCCAGUGAUACGUUCCAGUCUGACGCCAUGGUAGCCCUUAUACGACAUUUUAAGUGGGUCUGGAUAGGUGCUAUCGCAGGUGAUGAUGAUUAUGGAAAAUACGGAAUAAAGCUUUUCAAGGAAAAAGCAGAGAUUGCCAACCUCUGCAUCGCAUUCUCUGAAACCAUUCCCAAAGUCUAUUCCAAUGAGAAGAUGCAGAAAGCCGUUGAUGCCAUAAAGAGUUCCACUGCCAGAGUCAUCGUGCUCUUUGCAUCUGACAUUGACCUCAGUCCUUUUGUGCUGGAAAUGGUUUACCACAACAUAACCGACAGAACGUGGAUAGCGAGCGAAGCCUGGGUUACGUCAGCCCUCAUUGCGAAUCCUCAGUAUUUCCCAUAUUUCGGUGGCACCAUUGGCUUCGGAGUACCACGAGCUGAUAUACCAGGCUUUAAAGAAUUUCUUUACGACAUCCAUCCUAGCAAGGAUCCAAAUGAUGUCCUGACCAUUGAAUUCUGGCAAACCGCUUUUAACUGCACCUGGCCCAAUAGUAGUGUCCCAUACAAUGUUGACCAUAGAGUGAAUAUGACUGGCAAAGAAGACAGACUAUAUGCCAUGUCCGAUAAAUUCUGUACUGGGCAGGAGAAGUUGGAAGACCUUAAAAAUACCUAUCUGGAUGUGUCUCAGUUACGAAUUACAAACAACGUCAGACAAGCUGUGUACUCCAUGGCUAUCGCCCUGGAUCGUCUAAGCAGAUGUGAAGAAGGACGUGGGCCAUAUAUUCCAGGAAACACCUGUGCCUACAUACCUGACUUUGAGCCUUGGCAGCUAAUGUUCUAUAUGAAGACACUCAAGUUUACAACCCAAGGUGGAGUGAGAAUAGAGAUAGAUGAAAAUGGAGAUGUGACCGGAUACUAUGAUGUUCUAAAUUGGCAAUUAGGUGACAAUGGAGAUAUUACCUUUGUGAAAAUUGGAGAAUAUAUAUUCACAAAAUCUAAGUUUCAACUUGUGAUGAAAGAGAAUGUGACAGUCUUUUGGAAUACUGAAACAAAAGAGUGUCCCCUGUCAGUGUGCACUCACGAGUGUCUGCCUGGGACGCGGAAGGGAAUUCGUCAGGGGGAACCGGUCUGCUGCUUUGACUGUAUCCAGUGUGCUGAAGGACACGUAACACGGGAACCAGGUCAAAGGGACUGUGAGCCAUGUGAUGAAGAUCAUUGGUCAAAUGAACAAAGGAGUGAGUGUGUGCUGAAAGAGGUAGAAUUCCUUUCUUAUGAGGAGGCCCUGGGAUUCACACUUGUCAUUCUUUCCAUCUUUGGGGCACUCGUGGCUGUAGGGGUCAUAGUUGUGUAUGCGAUACACAGGAACACUCCCUUGGUGAUGGCCAACGGCCGGGAGUUGAGCUUUAUCAUUCAGGUUUCUUUCAUCAUCACACUGCUGUCAUCCAUGCUUUUCAUUGGCAAGCCAUGCAAUUGGUCCUGCAUGGCCCGUCAGAUCACUCUGGCACUGGGUUUUUCACUUUGUUUAUCCUGCAUUCUUGGAAAGACUAUUUCCCUGUUUUUAGCCUAUAGAAUUUCCAAGUCCAAAACCCGAUUUAUAUCCAUGCGCCCCCUUUAUCGAAAAAUCAUUGUCCUAAUCUCUGUUCUAAUUGAGAUUGGCAUAUGCAUAGCCUACUUGUUGUUGAAACCCCCAAGGGUAUACAAGAAUAUGGAAUCUCAAAAUACGAAGAUCUUUCUGGAAUGCAUUGAAGGCUCUAUAGAAUUUCUGUGCUCAGUGUUUGGGUUUGAUGUUUUCCUGGCCUUGCUUUGCUUUCUUACGACUUUUGUAGCUCGCAAGUUGCCGGAUAAUUACUAUGAAGGAAAAUGCAUCACCUUUGGGAUGCUGGUCUUCUUCAUUGUCUGGAUCUCCUUUGUCCCUGCUUACUUGAGCACCAAAGGCAAGUUCAAGGUGGCCGUGGAAAUAUUUGCAAUCUUGGCAUCCAGCUAUGGUUUGCUGGGCUGUCUAUUUGCUCCCAAGUGCUUCAUUAUUUUGCUGAGGCCAAAAAAGAACACCAAUGAGACUGUUGGUGGAAGAGUCCCUACUAUAGAUAGAAGUAUCCAGCUGACUUCAGCUUCUGUGAGCAGUGAGCUCAACAAUACAACAGUGUCCACGGUUCUGGAUGACUAG